AUGACUAAAGUACCGUGGUUCGUAUCGGAGCCUCAUCGGGUGCUAUUCCUCGUGCCCGCCAAGGCUCUAUGGCAGCCUAGGGCUGAGCGGCCAGUCCGUCGUAAGGACGAUGGCACGCGAAGGACGAGGGGCAAGCAAGUGCUGCUGCUGCGCGAUCCGAAAGGCGGGAUGGAUGGAUGGAUAGAUGGAUGGAUGGGGCACCGUCUUUGGUCCGCAGUCGUCCCGUUUUCUCAAACCCACACGAUGAGGCAGGUUGACUAUCCAGUCCGUCCACCACCCCGCCGCCAGGCUGUGCCGUGCGGUUUCACUGACAUCUCAUCCUUCCCUGUCACUCAACCUCCCCCUACUCAUCAGCCAACCGAUACCAUGCAUUUCUCAACUGUUGUUGGCGCCGCUGCACUGGCUACCCUCGCCAACGCAAGCCCUCUCGUCCGCCGUCAAGGUCCCGCCGUCGGCCAGGUUAUCUCCAAGUGCACACAGAACGGCGUCGUCGCCCUCACCUUUGACGAUGGCCCCUUCACCUACACCUCCCAGCUGCUCGACACCCUCGCCGCAAACAACGUCAAGGCCACCUUCUUCGUCAACGGCAACAACUGGGGCAACAUCGAGACGGCACCCGGUCCGGACAACAUCCGCCGCAUGAAGGCCGAGGGCCACCUCAUCGGUUCCCACACCUACUCCCACCCGGACCUGAGCACUCUCUCCUCGGCGGACCGCAUCUCUCAGAUGACCCAGCUCGAGGACGCAACCCGCCGUAUCGCCGGCUUCGCGCCCAAGUACAUGCGCGCGCCGUUCCUCUCCUGCGACGCCGCGUGCCUGAGCGAUAUGGCCAGCCUGGGCUACCACGUCAUCGACACCAGCCUCGAUACGAAGGAUUACGAGAACGAUACCCCCGAGACCACGCACAUCUCGGCUGAGAAGUUCAACAACGAGCUCAGCGCCGACGCCGCGGGCAACAGCUACAUUGUUCUCUCCCACGACGUCCAUCAGCAGACUGUCGUCUCUCUGGUGCAGAAGAUGAUCGACAACCUCAAGUCCAAGGGCUACCGCGCCGUCACCGUCGGAGAGUGCCUCGGCGACGCUCCCGAGAACUGGUACAAGGCCUAG
Messenger RNA from Colletotrichum tamarilloi, 1107 nucleotides. RefSeq names its product polysaccharide deacetylase. The record is from RefSeq and is a predicted model, not a curated record. Gene Ontology annotation, molecular function: hydrolase activity, acting on carbon-nitrogen (but not peptide) bonds. The transcript has 3 exons. Lineage: Eukaryota; Fungi; Ascomycota; Sordariomycetes; Glomerellales; Glomerellaceae. Bases 1 to 1107 code for a protein of 368 amino acids. Gene Ontology annotation, biological process: carbohydrate metabolic process.